Molecule: messenger RNA, 7059 nt
Organism: Symbiodinium sp. CCMP2592
Lineage: Eukaryota; Dinophyceae; Suessiales; Symbiodiniaceae
Source: the annotation of a GenBank genome assembly
AUGGACCUUUUGGCCCAAGGGAUCCAACAGCUACAGCAACUGCACUUGAAGAAGGAAGGGCAUGACCCCGAGUUGCUGAAGGGUUCCUUGGAUUUACCGAAGCUACCCGAGCCCUACCAGGACAACAGUGCGGUGGCGUUCCUGGAGUGGGUGUACGAGGUGGGCCAGCUCAUCGGCUCGAUCACGGACAAGGCAGCGGUGUGGUGGGCGGCCAAUCUCGAGCUAGCCAUGACAGCCUACCACAAGUUCCAGGCGGAAACACCUUUGAAGAGGUUGACGGUCCAAGUUGGUGAAGAUCCGGACGUAGAUGGAGAAAAGUGGUCUCGGCUUGAGAAGCGGGUGAUGGCGCUUCUCCUGGCUUCGAUGACGUCGACUAUCAAGGCCGAGAUCACAAUGCUGAGGAUCAACCGUGUUAAGGACUGCCUCUUCAAGCUUUACACAACGUUUUCUCCAGGGGGCGCGAGAGAGAGGGCGAGCCUGAUCAAACAGCUCGAGUACAUCCAGCCCCAGACCAAUGUGGUCGACAUGAUCUCUGCCCUGAGACGAUGGAAGAAGCAUGUGGGCCGAGCUUCCGAGAUGGGAGUUUCCUUGCCCGACGGCUCCGUGCUGUUGGUUGCUUUGGAGGGAGCUACGAGACACAUCACUGAGAACAACAAGGACGUAGCCUUCAAGCUGAACAUGGCCAAGCAGGAGCUCAGACUUCCAUACCAGCCGACCUUGAGUGCUGUGAUGACGUUUGCAGACCAUGUGGUUGCCGAGCUCCAGCAAGUGAUCCCUAUCAACUCCAAGGACUCCCAAGCCAAGCUCAAGGGUGCCAAUGUGGAUCCAGGAUCCCCGGCGUCUUCCUCGACCUCGCCUUCUGGGAAGGGACAAGGGCAGAAGCAGCCUUGUAAGUUUUGGUUGACACCGGACGGUUGCAGAAGGGGAUCGGCUUGCAAGUACGGCCAUGUGUUUGCGACUAAGGAGGAGAAGAAGGCACGCUGCUGGACAUGCGGGGCGACAACCCACAGACAAGCUGACUGCCCUACAAAGUCUGGCUCCGCUACCAAAGGGAAGGGUGGUCCCAAGGGAUCAACUGAGAAGAGGUCGCAAGGGGAACCGACUACGCCCACUGUGGCCCAGGCGAACGUGAUGAACAACCCUGAACCCUCUACGGCUACCAUGAACACAGCCUCGACCUCUGCAGCGUCCACGUUGGAGCAUCCGCUUACCACAGGUACUACAACCUCUUCCAGCGAACCUUCAUCGGCGGCCUCAACGAUCCUCUUUGCGGAUGCGCAGCAGGCUCAGAAUGCGGGUGAAAUCAGAGAGCUGGCAGAGCAGUUCCUGGCUAAGAUCAAGCGCUUGGCACCGAUGCAGGCGAAGACGGAUGAUGCAGUGAUGGACCUGGAGCUGCUACUGAGGUCGCAGGGCCUGAAUGAAAGCCACGGAAUGGCGCUACUGGAUAGCGGCGCUUCACAUGCCUACCGGGCUCCCCGUUCCAGGGAGGAGGCGUCAACGGCUCGCCGGGUCAGGGUGCAGCUGGCCGAUGGGAAGACAGUCUACCUCCGCCAGAACAAAGGGGGCACUCUCCUCUCGGAAGAGGAACAGGGAGGAGGAAUUAUCCUGCCACUCGGGAGCCUCGUCAGCUCUCUUGGCUGCGAGCUUAAGUGGAGCAGAAAAAGGGGGCUCCAGGUGCGACACCCGGUCCACGGGAUCUUGCCCACGAAGCUCGUGGGGGAUACGCCGGUGCUACGUGAAGCUGAAGCACUUCAACUUAUUGCGGAUUUGGAACAAGUGGAACUGGGAAGGCUUGAGAAGCAAACGGAAGAGGGAGUGCUGAAGAUGAUCGCGUCGGAAGAGGAGACGGUCACCACGUGGAUGGAUCACGCUGAAGCAUUUGUAGAGACCGGUGAACGGGCAACCUUGAGGCGGAUGUUGUUGGACCCCGAAGCUCCUCUACAAGCUCCCUUGGAAGAAGACAUUGCAGCUCUUCUGGGCGUGGACGACAAGCUUUUCCUCUCUGAUGAGGCAGGUGCUCACUACUUGAAGGCACUCCCCUGGAACCGGACCAUGAGAAAGAGGCUUCUCAGGACGAGGUGGAUCGUUCACUUGUACAAUGGAGAUGAGCAGGGCGCCGAGUUUUCCCACGCAGAGUCUGAUGAUGUCACUGUGGUUCGAAUGGACAUCCGGAACAACAAGGCCUUUGACCUCCGCACCUACACGCCGGCCGUGCGAGCUCUUAUGUGGGCAGCGGCAAGGGGACAGAUCGAAGGGAUACUUGGAGGCCCACCUCGAGGAUCGGAGUCUGGCUCCAUGCUGUAUCGGCGGAUGCUGCUCCUUUGGCUGGUUGCACACACCGGAGCAACGACUGCAGGCUUAUGUUCGCCUUUCUUCAUGAUGGAGGCCCCAACUUGGCAUCCUAUCUGGACGAGCUUCACCUGGUCGCGCUUCAAGGAUGAGUUUCGGUACCUGAAGUAUCAUGCGGUUGCGGCCAGGGAUGGUGUGUACUUUAUGGCGGGCACGCUCCAGUUGUCUGAUGGAGUGUCGGUGAGCGAAGGGCAGAUCCCGGACCUGAACUACAAGACCCCUGCAUCAGCGUGGCCCGUUGAGCUCAAGGCAGGGUUGGCGCAUUCAAUGGUGCAAUGGAGGCAACACGACCGGCGCAGGGAAGAAGUGACGAUGUGCAAGCUCGGUGGCCCCAGGGAGAUGAACGCGAAAGAUUUGGCCUACUGGGAGAAGCAUGUACGAAGCGGGCACGAAGUUAGGUCGCGGAUUCAGCAGAUCUACCUUCAGCUUCGGCAGCAAGGGCUUCCUCUGGUGCGGAUCCACAGCGACCGGGGCAGGGAGCUCAUGGCCAAGGAGACCAGGGCAUGGAUGGCUGACCGGGACAUCCUGGCCACGACUGGAGAGAGUCAGCAGCCUCAGCAAAACGGUCGGGCGGAGGCACUGGUCCGGGUCAUCAAGGGCAGGGUUAAAACGCUCCUCCGAGCAGCUUCCUUGCCUAUGUCAUGCUGGCCACUCGCUGCACAGUUCUCUGCCAGGAGACAGCGAGACUUGGCACUCGGAGACCGAACCGAUGAAGCAGUGCCAUUUGGGGCACCAGUGCACGUGAAACACAAGAGGUUCGGAGAGGGUGGAAGUUGUGAUCUUGCUGAACGCUGGCGGGCAGGCAAGUUCGUUGGGUAUUCUUCGGACGUCCGUGGAGGCAGAGUGGUCCGUCAUGAUGAUGGAAGCUACACGACGUCGGUGCAUAUCAAGCCGUAUCUUGUGGACUCCGAUGACUUGGUCGAGCACGGGCCCUUUGAAAUGGAGGUUGAAGAUCCGGUGAGGAGGAUUCGAGGGAAGUCCCGACUGGCCCAGCUGGACACCGACCCGAAGGAGGAAGUAGAUCGCAAGGCGAAGGAGCUUAUGGAUUCCGAGCGCUAUGACUUGGAGAGCGUGGUUGCGAUGUGGGAGCUCUUGAAACCCUACGCGAGAUCUACUACAAGAACGACUCAGGGUGAAGGGCUCCAAUGGUUGAUUGGCCAGUAUACGCAUGGAGGUCAAUGCGGUGCUACCUUGGACACUGACCGGUUCCCUUGGGCCACCUUAUACCUGGUGAAGGCGUUCUCCCACCUCACUGGAGAAAGUGACUUCUCAUCAAUCUUGAUGACUGAGGACGUUGGGAUGAAGAUACACCGGGAUGUCCACAACCAUGCCGACCGCAACAACGUGCUACUUCCUCUACUACCUUGCGAGCGUGGAGGUGGAGUUUGGGUUGAGUCCGAACCAGAGGACUACGAUGUGGACGACGAGUGGCGGCAACUACCAAAGGGAGAUUGGCGUCGUGGGAAGGUGAUGGACCUACAUCCUGGAGUUCCCAUCAAGAUCAACCCCCGGAGGUUCCACCAGACCGAGGACUGGGAAGGAAAACGGUUAGUUAUGACGUCUUUCACUCCAAGAUCUACUAGAUUGAAACCUCACGCCUACGUGAAACUCCUGGACUACGGUUUCAACCCACCUCCUCUACCGCUACAAGUCCCAGAGCAACUGCAGCGGAACAUCCUCAAGAUGAUGAACCUGUCUGAACCAAGGGAUGGCCCCGACGCAGAGUUGCAGCAGCUACAGGACGAUGUACUUGGGAGACUCCAGGAACGACGCGAAUGGCUUCAACAGUUUCUGGCUGAGGAGGAGAUCCUGGCUGAAGAGUUCAACACUGUUGGCGAAACCAUUCGGGACGAGAUCAAGGAGAUCAACGUGGUGGUCCGGGAGCUCAUCCAGGAUGUUGAGGACCAAGUUCGGUCAGUGGAGAAAAGGUGCAAUGAUCUGUACCUCAAGGUAGCCAACGUCACGGAUGAUAAGGAGAUCGGCGACAUCGAGGAGUACUUGAUCAACCUCAAGAAGGAUCUAGAUGUCACCCUGGAUGUUCCCUUGGACCAGGUGAAGACCAAUCUCGAGGAAUGGAUUGAGCCUAUGAACAAGGAGCUCGCGAACCUGGAGGCCAAGACGAAUGCGAUCGAGUCCCGGCCCAUGGCAGAUGCGAAGAAGCUUGUAAAUGACGGGUCGCUGAUACUUAUCCCCGGCAAAGUCGUGUUUACGGUCAAGCCUCCAGCUCCUGAGACCAAGGCUGAGAAGAAGUCUAAGGGGGCGCGCUGGAAACGCAAAGCCAGAAUCGUGAUAUGUGGCAACUUGGCCACCCAGUCCUUGAAUGGACAAGAGCUGUAUGCAGCCGGCGCCUCCGUUGAGGCGCUCCGCCUGGCUUUGGCACUUGCGUCCAGCCUUGGAUGGCGUGCAGCUGCCACUGAUGUCUCAGCGGCUUUCCUCCAGGCCGAGUGGCCAUCGGACAGGCCAACGUAUGGAGUGAUACCCCCUCGGAUCCUCGUGCAGGCGAAGCUCGUACCGGACAACGUUGUGUUUGUGGUAAAGAAGGCGCUCCACGGUUUGCGUGAAAGCCCGGCGCUAUGGGCUAACCACAGAACGAGGACUCUGAAGGAGGUGAGUGUCGAGGCCCCUGGUGGAAGGAUUUGGCUGAAACCGCUGAUCACGGACGGGGAGCUUUGGAUGAUCCUACAACUACCACCUGAUGCUGAACGACCUCAACUCCGAGGACUCCUGGUGACCUACGUGGAUGAUUUAUUGUACUUGGCGGCCAGGGCAUUGAUCAUCCUUCUCCACGCCAAGAUUGCGGAGAUUUGGCCGUGCUCAGCACUGGAGUUCUCGGAUCAGGGUAUUCGCUACCUUGGGAUGGAGUUGUUCCAGGACGAGAACACGUUCACGCUUGGCCAGGAGGCAUAUGUUGCCAAUUUGGUCCGACUUCACGGACUGGACCCGGAGGAGAGGGCAGGCUUGCCGUGCCCCAAGGAGUGGAUCCAGGACACCGACAUGGAUGGUGAGGCCGAGAACUUCAGCGCGGAGGAGCUCACCCGGGCUCAGAAGAUCACAGGUGAAUGCCUAUGGCUUGCCUACCGUACUCGCCCGGAUAUUCUCUACGUCACGAACUAUAUGGCCGGAAUGACGGCGAAGAAGCCUGUGAAGGUCUACAAUGUGGGCUUGAAGGUUGUGGCCUACUUGAACGCGACUGCGGGUCUCAAGUUGAAGGUUGAAGCCGAGGCAGAGCCAAAGCAGUCCACAGAGCCAAAGCAGUCCACAGAGCCAAAGCAGUCCACAGAGCCGAAGCAGUCCACAGAGCCGAAGCAGUCCACAGAGCCGAAGCAGUCCACAGAGCCGAAGCAGUCCACAGAGCCGAAGCAGUCCACAGAGCAGUCACAGGAUGCAGGCUUCAGGGUUAGGUUGUCUGGUUACUGUGACGCCUCGUUUGCGCCGUUCGGCGGCAAGAGCUUUGGUUGCAGUCUGGUCAUGGUUGGGCGAACACCCAUUUCCUGGAAAGCAGGUAAGCAGACGAUGGUGGCUAUGUCGGUUUGUGAAGCUGAGCUCAUGGAGGGUUCUACGUGUGCGUUGCUGCUUGAGUCUACCCAGGCCAUGCUCCAGGAGAUUGUUCCAAAUCUGGCAGUCCCCAAGCUGUACAUAGACAACAUGGCGGCUCACAACAUCAUGAACGGUGCCACCGGAAGCUGGAGAACCAGACAUUUGAGGAUUCGCCACUCCUAUGUUCUGGAUCGCAUUGCUGGUGGGCAACUGCAUGUGAACCACUUGGCUGGAGAAGAUCAACCCGCAGAUUUGCCUACCAAGUUACACAGCAAGGUUUUGCAUCUACUUGGAACAUGGAAUAUGGUGGGCAUUAGUGAUCUGGACGGUAAGAAGGCGGUUCAGUGCUUGAAGUUGGGCUGCCUGUUUCUUCUUUUGCUGGCGGUGCAGUCACUCGCGGUGGCGGCUGAGAAGGAACCUCUGCAGGUCACCGGGACGAUGGAGCUGAUCACAAUGCUUAUGCUGUCCUGUGUUGCUGCUAUCGCGAUGUGGGAGGCGGCAAGGGCAUGCUACAAGUGGAUGGUUCCAGCGUGCUGUGGAUCGAAGAGGGCGAGGAGAAUCCAAAAGCUACGUGAAUUGGCGAAGGCAGCAGCGGAGGCUGAGAUAGAGAAGUGGGCGGAGCAGGAGGACACCGUGAACUCGGAGCAGAUUGCAAGGACUCUACGGGGAGUUCUACGCGAGGAGCGGGAGGAUACAAGACCUUCCACUACAGCGAGAGCUAUGACUCCAAGAACACCAGAGGGGCCCCCAGAGCCCUUGGGAACUCCGUCCCGAACCAGCGUGUUUGGGGGUACUCGACCAUCAACACCCCCGAUUCCACGGAGGAGAACACCUUCACCAACGCCGAGCCCCUUUCGUGAUGACCCCGGCCAAUUUGAACGUGAACGUGUGAUCAAGGACGUCCUUGAGCUACUUACUGUGAAGAGUUUGAAGAUUGGCUUGGAAGCGGAAGGAAGGGCCGUGUCUGGCUUGAAGGAAGACCUGGUAAGACGACUGGGUGUGCUUCUAGGCGAUGAACCGCCUCCGGAGGGGCGCCCCACUACCAGGCAACUCCGUUAUGUCCUUUAUGUCUGGCGACAUCGACGACUCGCUGGAAGAACGGAGCUCACAUGGGAUAUCUUGGCCUCAAAACCCCAGGUGUCUCAGUGGCUCCACCGAUGGAAGGACGCUUGA